UUCACAACCGUAGACGAUCUGUGUCACAAACAUGGCCGCGUGCGUGUGAAUGUCAUGCUAUCGUCAUCAUGAUCUUCAUCCACCACCUGAACCAGUUGAUGUCAGGGUUUGAUCGGUGCGUGAGCGCUGACAUGUAAACCACAUGUUGCGGGAGCUUGUCUUCAUUAAACUACAGUCAGACAAUAACCAGGAGGAGCCGAGCGGAGUCGACGCAUUAGCCGCGCUGCUCUCACAUUAGCCUUCUAGCUAACCGGCUGUUAGCUUCAGACGGAACAACGAUGGAGUCUGACCAACAGCUGAGAAAUCUGCGGGAUUUCCUCAUGGUUUACAACCGGAUGACUGAUAUCUGCUUCCAGCGAUGCACCAGCAACUUCAACUACAGGAACCUCACCAUGGACGAGGAGCGCUGUGUGGACUCCUGCGCGGGGAAGCUGAUUCGCUCCAACCACCGCCUGAUGGGCACCUAUGUGCAGCUGAUGCCUCAGAUGGUGCAGCGGCGGAUGGAAGAGAUAGAAAGUAAAGCCGCUGAGAACGCCAAGGCAGCAGAGGCAGCUGCUGCUGCUGCUGCAGCACAGGGGCCUGCUGCCACAGACACAUCUGUGAGCCCCAUGAUCACCUUGUCUCCACCUGCAGAAGUACCUGCACCGUUCCUCUCCUCAGUGACUGACGCUGGACCAGAGGCACAUGGCUCGGUCUUACAGCCAGCAGGAUUAGGCGUUUCAUUUGAGGUGGACGCGGCCGUAUCCCAGUCUGCAGCGGCCACGGAAGUCAAAUUGUUCGCUGCCGCACCACUCACACCUGCAACUGAAGCGGUAAACCCUGCAGGCAGCACAUCUGGCGGUGGACCGUCUUAUUCGGCUGGCUUUCCACAGCUGCCCACAGCUGCUGUCCAAAUUGAGUCCAGGAGCUCAGGGCCUGUGUUGAUGCCGUCUAUACCAACCUCCUCCUCAGAAGAUGUGUCUGUGUUGACAGUCUCUGCACCUACAGCCUCAAGCCCAGCGAGAGCCCCAGAGGUUCCUCCUCUGUCAGGACAGUAACCAGUCUGGGUCUGGUCCGAACUCCCACCACAAACAACCCAUAAGGGAUGAGUAGGUCAUCACUGGCGCCAGUCCCAAAUGUGAUGAUGAUCUCUGUUUGAAAAAGAAUAGUUAAUAAAUAACAUCACUUUGAUGAUAUCAUCAUGUCAUGUAACCUUUUCUCUGUUUUCAUUUUUUUAUUUUUUCAUUUACAAUAUUAGCAACUUGGAAACAUCACUUUUAGACUCUGGCAACUUGUGAAGGGCAAAUUCCCAAGUGUUAAAAUGCCAUGUUGUUUUAUGAUGAGAGGCAGUAAUGAGAAUGCACUUGUCAAACACUGAUGCGUUAGUCAAUGUGUGUUUGUGCAUAUAUUGCCAGUCAGAGUACCACAGUGAUCCAUCUCCAGUCUGCAGCCCUGGAUUGUGGAUGCCUAGUCAGUCACAUUGGACUUGAGUCUGGACUUUCAAAAGCCUGGAUGUUUUUGUCACUAAAAAAUGCUCCAGUGACAACAUGCUAUAUUUGUGGUUUGCAAACAUUAAAGGCCAUCCCGCUGCUGGGCGUCCUAAUGCAGCAGUGGGCUGGGGGCGCAUACUCUC
Scophthalmus maximus (turbot) is the source of this 1612-nucleotide messenger RNA. It is a transcript of the gene timm10b, whose product is annotated as translocase of inner mitochondrial membrane 10 homolog B (yeast). Lineage: Eukaryota; Metazoa; Chordata; Actinopteri; Pleuronectiformes; Scophthalmidae. The record is from RefSeq and is a predicted model, not a curated record. The transcript is spliced from 3 exons. Gene Ontology annotation, cellular component: mitochondrial intermembrane space chaperone complex. Bases 279 to 1037 code for a protein of 252 amino acids.